Molecule: messenger RNA, 2413 nt
Organism: Lactuca saligna
Lineage: Eukaryota; Viridiplantae; Streptophyta; Magnoliopsida; Asterales; Asteraceae
Source: the annotation of a GenBank genome assembly
ACAGAAGAAGCAUCCCUAAAAAUGGGUUGUCAUCUUCUGUUUGACUUGAAGGGAGCAUAGCAUUGAUGUUGUUUCAGGGACCCAAGAAUCGUUGACGUAACGAACUUGACAAACCCCGGAAUGGAUCAAAAUUCAAAAUACCAGAAACUGGUGGUCGUCCACAAUCAAAAGGCGUCUCAGUGGCUGAGACGCCCUCUCACCAAUUCCAAAAGUCAUCUAUCACCGGAGAUCUCCAUUUAUGGCUAUUUUUUCACACUGAGCAGCAGUACAGAACUAUUUGCUUUCAGCUUUCUUCAACACCACAGUCGUCGAUCAUGAGGACGCCAACGAAUCGAACUGUGAAAGUCAUACCGUUUCAACACUCGUAUACUGGCGGAGAUAGUACUACACCGGCGACAUCUUCGUCUUCCUCUUCGAUGUCGAGAUGGAGUGCGAAGUUGAAUCGGAUGAAGAUGAUUGAUUGGGUUGAGCUUUUUCUCCCUUGCUCACGUUGGAUUCGGACAUACAAUUGGCGAGAAUAUCUCCAGCCUGAUCUAGUCUCUGGUGUCACCGUCGGUAUCAUGCUCGUCCCACAGUCUAUGUCAUAUGCAAAGCUAGCUGGACUUCAACCAAUAUAUGGACUUUAUACAGGAUUAGUGCCUAUAUUUGUCUACUGCAUAUUCGGUUCAUCACGCCAGCUGGCUGUUGAACUUGCUAUAUUAUUAUCACUCAUGGUUGGGAUUCUGGAAUGCACAAUGGGGCUAUUGAGGCUAGGAUGGCUCAUCCGCUUUAUCAGCCACUCUGUCAUUUCUGGUUUUACAACUGCUUCUGCCAUUGUUAUUGCCCUAUCUCAAGCAAAAUAUUUCUUGGGAUAUAGUAUAGUGAGAAGCAGUGAAAUAAUCCCACUGGUUAAGAGUAUAAUAUCAGGUGCAGAUAAGUUUUCAUGGCCUCCUUUUGUGAUGGGGUUGACUAUUCUUGCAAUCAUGUUGACCAUGAAGCAAUUGGGUAAAACAAGGAAAAAUUUACGGUUUUUGCGAGCAGGUGGGCCCCUCACUGCAGUUGUUCUGGGUACAACUUUUGUAAAGAUAUUUCAUCCAUCUUCCAUUUCCUUGGUGGGAGAUAUACCUCAAGGGCUCCCCUCUUUUUCCAUUCCUAAAGAGUUUACAUAUGUCAAGUCAUUAAUCCCAACCACUUUUUUAAUCACUGGAGUGGCUAUACUGGAAUCUGUGGGGAUUGCCAAAGCUCUGGCAGCAAAGAAUGGAUAUGAAUUGGAUUCAAAUCAAGAGUUGUUUGGCCUAGGAGUCGCCAAUAUUUUUGGGUCCUUUUUCUCAGCAUACCCUGCAACAGGUUCCUUUUCAAGGUCAGCAGUUAAUAAUGAAAGUGGGGCAAAAACCGGUUUGUCAGGAUUUGUCAUGGGCAUUAUCAUCUGCUCUGCUUUGUUAUUCAUGACACCAUUGUUUGAAUUUAUACCUCAGUGUGCUCUAGCUGCCAUUGUAGUCUCUGCUGUAAUUGGGCUAGUAGACUAUGAAGAGGCAAUCUUUUUAUGGCGAGUAGAUAAAAAGGAUUUUUUUCUUUGGACAGUUACAAGUACAACAACUUUAUUCUUUGGGAUAGAGAUUGGGGUCCUUGUUGGGGUGGGGUUUUCUCUUGCUUUUGUGAUCCAUGAAUCAGCAAAUCCACAUAUUGCUGUGUUGGGGCGUCUACCUGGCACAACUGUGUAUAGAAACAUCCAACAGUAUCCAGAAGCAUAUACAUACAACGGGAUUGUCAUUGUUCGUAUAGAUGCACCUUUAUAUUUUGCCAAUACAAGCUUUAUAAAAGACAGGCUGCGGGAGUAUGAAAUUGCGGUUGACCAAUCUGGGAGCAGGCGUGGACCAGAAGUUGAAAGAAUAUAUUUUUUAAUUCUAGAGAUGGCACCUGUUACUUAUGCGGACUCCAGCGCAGUUCAAGCUUUAAAAGAGUUGUAUCAGGAAUACAAAUCAAGAAACAUCCAGAUAGCAAUUGCGAAUCCAAAUGGAGAUGUUCUUGAGACUCUAGCAAGAUCUGGAUUCAUAGAUCUGGUGGGUAGAGAGUGGUGUUUUGUUAGAGUGCAUGAUGCUGUUCAAGUUUGUCUUCAAAAUGUAGAGACAUUAAUCUCGACUGGUUUACCUAAUAAAACACCACCAAAACCAUCUAUACAUAACAGUUCAAGCUUUAUACAAAGACUCAAACAGAAACGUAAACAGGACUUAUCUUCAGAUGAUAUGGAAUCAGGUGAAACACAGCUUACACUGGAGCCCCUGUUGCCUCACAAAUAAUAAUCUUACCGACUUUUUGUUGACAUAUUUCAACUUCGAAUGAUUUUGAACGAUUUUGUAUUACACUUUAAUUGGAUAUGGUUGCUUUCUUUGUUAUAACAAAUUUAUUUACGUAAUUUUAAAACCUACUUUUGUUG